Gamsiella multidivaricata is the source of this 350-nucleotide messenger RNA. RefSeq lists its product as uncharacterized. The record is from RefSeq and is a predicted model, not a curated record. NCBI's taxonomy places the organism in Eukaryota, Fungi, Mortierellomycota, Mortierellomycetes, Mortierellales, Mortierellaceae. The transcript has a single exon. Bases 64 to 300 code for a protein of 78 amino acids.
GACAGAUGAGGAAUUUUGAAUUAAGAUCAAUUGCUUACCAUAAACGGAGCUCGGUCAGGGUACAUGCAGACGCCAAGGAUGCGCGCAUUCUUUUUUCUUUUUUCUUUUCUUUUUUUCUAUCUUGAUCAUGAUGUGCGCUGCCACUCAUGCACACUGCCACCCAGAGGGAGGCUUCAUAUCAAAUCGUUCAAACUGCAAACCUGCUUCCUGAAUUUGAUCUGCUGCUUGGAGGUACAGCUCAGAGUGCAAGACGAUAACAAAGGGGGGGAGGGGGUGGGCGACGGCGUGACGAUCAGGUAGAUGGAGGCCCCAUUGAUUCUCAUGGACGAUGUAUAUACCUAGUCUAUGAG